CCUAUGUCAUUGCAGUCUGUACAACACGAGAAAAUUAGGUUCCAAGGGAGAAGACAAGAAAAAGUCUUCCACAAAAGCAAACACAGGGAAUGCUUUUGUGAUACCAACAGUUCUCAAGCCUUCGUCAAUCUGUCCGCCCCCAGUCUUUGGAUCGUUAACUGCCUCAGAUCUCGAUGGAAAGAAGCCGAAAGAGACACGCCACCUUUGAACUACUGCCUUUCUCGAUCACCGGCGCCAUUUCCUACCGUGCCACCGCGUUCAUCGUCGUCGCCCCUCUUCUCGUUUUAGUCGUCAUUUAUGCCUGCUUUUGGCCGCCUGGAGUACCCACAGCUUUCUUCCGCUUGCAAAAUGGUGCAAAUACUACGGAGAUAAUCCCAAAAGAUGAACUGGAAGCAGCACUAGAGGGGGUCGCCAUGGAGAACAGGACUUUGAUCAUCGCGAUACUGAACAAGGCGUACGUGGAGCAGAACGCGAUGCUGGAUCUGUUCUUGCAAAGUCUUGGAGAAGGGGAGGACACCGAAUUCUUGAUCGACCAUCUUCUCUUCGUCGCCGUCGACCAGAGGGCCUUCAACAGAUGCCGCACCCUGGAGCUUCACUGCUACAAUCUCGUAACCGAGGGCGUCGACUUCUCCAAGGAAGUCUUCUACAUGUCUGAUGCAUUCAACAACAUGAUGUGGCGAAGAACUCUCUUCCUCGGAGAUGUCCUCCGGCGCGGCUACAACUUCAUCUUCACCGAUAUGGAUGUCAUGUGGCUACGGAAUCCGUUCUCACAGUUGUAUCGUGAUGGAGAGGACCUUCAGAUGAGCAGUGAUUUCUACUACGGCAAACCAUUCGAUAACUCCUUCUUCAACACCGGCUUCUAUUUCGUGACAGCAAACAACAAGACCAUAGCACUGUUCGACGAGUGGUAUGCGAGGAGGAACAACUCGAAAGGCAUGAAAGAUCAAGAUGUGUUGCAGAAGAUGAAGAGGGAGGGCGCGUUCACGCGGCUGGGGCUGAAAGUGAGGGCCUUGGAGACUACCUAUUUUAGUGGGUUCUGUCAAAUGAGUCAGGACUUGAGGAAAGUGAUUACGGUUCAUGCGAACUGUUGUGGCAGCAUGAAAGCUAAGCUCAUAGACCUGAGAUCUGUGCUAGAAGCUUGGAAGGUUAACAACUCGAAUGGCACAUCAAAUGCUACUACUACUGCAUGGCCUCCUGUCAAGGGAAUCUGCUUGCACGACACCGCCACCAAGCAUACUGCCACAAAGCACUGAAGUGAACAAGGUAAGAUGACCAAGGUUUCUGUGCAUUCACAACUCGAGAGAGAUACUUGUCGAUCCAUGCAUCACUUAUGUCUUCCAUGCAAUUAUAAAUGCUUCCCUUACCAGUUUAAAGCAAAGGUGCGGGAUGAAAUGUUUUAGUCUAUACUUAGUACCGACGAGCAAUAGGGAGAAAUACAAAGAA
Messenger RNA from Musa acuminata AAA Group (dessert banana), 1443 nucleotides. RefSeq lists its product as uncharacterized. NCBI's taxonomy places the organism in Eukaryota, Viridiplantae, Streptophyta, Magnoliopsida, Zingiberales, Musaceae. The record is from RefSeq and is a predicted model, not a curated record. The transcript has 3 exons. Bases 174 to 1253 code for a protein of 359 amino acids.